Messenger RNA from Cavia porcellus (domestic guinea pig), 1852 nucleotides. It is a transcript of the gene Hhatl, whose product is annotated as hedgehog acyltransferase like. Gene Ontology annotation, molecular function: acyltransferase activity. Gene Ontology annotation, cellular component: endoplasmic reticulum. The transcript is spliced from 11 exons. The record is from RefSeq and is a predicted model, not a curated record. Gene Ontology annotation, biological process: negative regulation of N-terminal protein palmitoylation. The coding region runs from base 209 to 1828 and encodes 539 amino acids. Lineage: Eukaryota; Metazoa; Chordata; Mammalia; Rodentia; Caviidae.
ACUCAGAAGGCCACCUCCUCCUUCCCUCCCCCGCCGUGUCACCACUCACCGCAUCGCCUCAGGGGGUGGGGACCCCAGCUUGGACACUCCCCACUGUGGCCCCAGACCUCGACCAGCGGGACAGAUAUUCAGUCGGUCGCAGGGCCCCGGAGCCUGAGGUGGGCAGCGUGCCAGGGCCCCUCGUGGCCCCUCAAGCCCCGUCCAGACCAUGGGCAUCAGGACAGCACUGCCUGCGGCUGAGCUGGGUAUCUACUCCCUGGUGCUGAGCGGGGCCCUCGCUUUCGCCGCCCGAGGCCUCCUGGAGGCAUCCCAAGAUGGGGCCCACAGGAAAGCUUUCCGGGAGUCUGUGCGACCGGGCUGGGAGUACAUUGGCCGGAAGAUGGAUGUGGCUGACUUCGAGUGGGUGAUGUGGUUCACCUCCUUCCGCAACGUCAUCCUCUUCACCCUUUGUGGUCACGUGCUCUUCGCCAAGCUGUGCACCAUGGCCGCCCCCCAGCUGCGCUCCUGGAUGUAUGCGGUGUACGGUGUCCUGGCCGUGCUGGGCAUCAUGGGCCCCUGGUACCUGCUGCUGCUGCUUGGCCACUGCGUGGGCCUCUACAUGGUGUCCCUCCUGGGCCAGCCCUGGCUCUGCCUCGGCCUUGGCCUGGCCAGCCUGGCCUCCUUCAAGAUGGACCCUCUCAUCUCCUGGCAGAGUGGGUUUGUGACGGGCACUUUCGAUCUUCAAGAGGUGCUGUUCCAGGGGGGCAGUGGCUUCACCGUGCUCCGCUGUACCAGCUUCGCACUGGAGAGCUGCGCGCAGCCCGGCCGCCGCUACUCAUUGGCCGAUCUGCUCAAGUACAACUUCUACCUGCCCUUCUUCUUCUUUGGGCCCGUCAUGACCUUCGACCGCUUCCACGAGCAGGUGAACCAGGCAGAGCCGGUGCGGCCCGAGGGGGAGCUGUGGCGGAUCCAGGUGCAGGCAGGGCUCAGUGUGGUCACCAUUGUGGCCGUCGACAUCUUCUUCCACUUCUUCUACAUCCUUACCAUCCCCAGUGACCUCAAGUUCGCCAACCGCCUCCCAGACAGCGCCCUUGCUGGCCUGGCCUACUCUAACCUGGUGUAUGACUGGGUGAAGGCGGCUGUCCUCUUCGGCGUGGUUAACACCGUGGCUCGCCUGGACCACCUGGACCCACCACAAGCGCCCAAGUGCAUCACAGCACUCUAUGUCUUUGGGGAAACGCACUUCGACCGGGGCAUCAACGACUGGCUGUGCAAGUACGUGUAUGACCACAUCGGUGGGGAGCACUCAGCCGUGAUCCCCGAGCUGGUGGCCUCUGUGGCCACCUUCGCCAUCACCACACUGUGGCUCGGGCCCUGUGACAUCGUUUACCUGUGGUCGGCCCUCAACUGCUUUGGCCUCAACUUCGAGCUCUGGGUGCAGAAGCUGGCCGAGCGAAGGCCGCUGGCACAGAUUGAGGCCUCCCUGUCGGAGCAGAUGAGCCGCCGUGUGCGCGCCCUGUUUGGGGCCAUGAACUUCUGGGCCAUCGUCAUGUACAACCUCGUGAGCCUUAACAGCCUCGAGUUCACGGAGCUGGUGGCCCGGCGCCUGCUGCUUGCAGGUGAGGGAAAGGUGUCCACACCACUGGGGGGGCAAGGGCUGCAUAGGGAGGGUCACAGCCUGGGCCUGGCCCAGGAGGCACAAGACCCAUGGCUCUGCUUCACAGGCUUCCCGCAGACCACGCUGGCCAUCCUGUUUGUCACCUACUGUGGCGUCCAGCUGGUAAAGGAGCGCGAGCGCAGCCUGGCCCUGGAGGAGGAGCCAGGGCAGGACAAAGAGAAGCCCGAGUGACAAAGAAUAAAGCUUUUUCUACCA